UAAUAAAAAAAAGAUUUUUGACAAUAAUAGUAAUAUAAAUACUUGAGUAAUAUUUAUUGGUUGAUAUGUUGCUGAUUUGGUUUUCAGUUUUUGUGGCCAAAAUCUUAGCAGAUUUUGACGCAAAUUAUGAGCUUAUCGAGAACUUUUUAACGCAUAAAUCGUUAAAUAAAGUUGUACUAGCCACUUGUUGGUCACAAAGAGAUAAUUAUUUAACAAUUCAAAAAUUUAGUAAAAACAAUAUUUCUGUAUCAUUUUUAAAUAUCAACUACUACCAAGAAGAAGUUUUGUUUAUGAAUGAUUACUUUUCAUUAUCAGUAUAUGAUACUAUAUUAGGGAUAAUUUUUGAUUGGUCCUGCUUUGAAAAUGAACAAUUUGAAUUUUCCAGCACAUUCUAUUGGAAUUCGAGUUACCAUUGGCUUAUGAUCAUGAAGGAUAAUACUAUUCCGAAAUUUUUAAAUCAGAAAAAAAUUAAUAUUACAGUUGACUGUGAAAUUAUAUUAGCAUAUCAAUAUGGGUUGAAACAAAACGAAUGGUUUCUUUAUGAUGUCUACCGCACAGCUUAUGAACCAAGAGGUGUGCUUGUUGUCGAAGAACUUAAUUACACCAUGUUUGGUAGAUGGGGUAAUCGCUCUUGGAAAUUCGACAAACGAAGAAAUUUAAAGAAUUUAACGUUAAAUGCUGUUACAUUGGUCUACUCUUAUGAUAUACCAAUGGAAAAUAUAAGAAAGUUUAAUCAAAUAUCUAAUGAUGAUCUUAUAAAAAACUUACAAUCGAGUGAUGAUAUUCGUCUAAACAGUUUUCAAAAAUUUAACUAUGCUGUAAUGUAUCUACUUACUAGAAAUGUAUUAAAUAUGACGAUGAAUCUAAUUCCGUCGUUCAUAUUGAGAAAUAGAUUAAAUGAUUCAUGGAGUAGUGUUAUUAAUACAUUAAAAAGUGAGAAUUCAGAUUUUUCCAUCGUUGCAACACCUAUAACAACUACGAAAUUAGAGAUAGUAGAUUUCUCGGCUAUAUUUUUAUGGAGUUUCAAACCUUGUUUUAUUAUUCGUCGAUUACGAACUUUGCCAAAUUCCAUUAACAUAUUUGUACGACCUUUUGAAUUAAAUGUCUGGCUUUGCCUCAUCGGAGUGAUUACUUUAUCUGCUGGAGUUUACUAUAUUAUUUUUUAUUUUGAAUCAGAAAAUUCAACAUUUACAAUGAAAACUUGGAGUGAUAUUAUAUUGUUGAAAAUCGGUGCUUUGUGCCAGCAAGGCACAGUUAUGGAUAUCAUCAAGUUUAGCAAUCGAAUAAUUGUUUUACAAUUAUUCAUAUUCAGUAUGAUAGUAUAUCAAUUUUAUUCGUCUAGUAUAGUAUCUGGUUUACUUAGACCGAUUUCCAUGAAAAUUGAUACAGCCCAAAAAUUAGAGGAAAGUGGACUGGAUAUUGGCAUAGAAAAUGUGAAUAUUGUUUCAUCGGUUGUUAAGUUGUUUAGUGAAACGGAUCCAUUUAUGAAAAAAGUUUUGGAUAGACAAGUUAAUUUAAAAAAUGAAUAUUUUUCUGCCGAAGAGGGAAUAAAAAAAUUGAAAAUUGGAAACUAUGCUUUUUUUACUGACCCAGCUACAAGUUAUUUUCUAAUCAAUGACAUAUUUACUGAAAGAGAAAAAUGUGAUUUAUUUGAGUUUCAAAUAAAAAACCCCGAAGUUACUGGAUACAUGAUUAAAAAAAAAUCACCUUAUAAAAAAUUAAUUAUUUAUGGAAAUAGCUUGCUGCUUGAAAUUGGCGUGAUAAACAGAGAGUUCAAAAUAUGGCAUGCAACCAAACCUCAAUGUAUAGAUAAAAAGAAAGUAACCGAAGAAAACUUCCUUAGUCUUUUCAAUAUGAAAAAUCAGAAAACUCUAAAAUUUUUAUGUGUGAUAAAUGUUUUCAAUACAAUUUUUGAUGUUAGCUCUAGCACAUUAGAUAUAAACUGUACUGAACAUAAGUGUGAUUUAGUUAAGUCUUAUUUAACCAACAGACACAUCAAAACUGCAAUACUAUACACAUUCUGUUGGACACCUACAAAUAAAAUGCAAACUAUGAAUGUAUUGAGUUCUCUCAAUAUUACAUCUUCGUUUCGCAGUACUGAUGAUUUUGUUCAAAAGGAUCUAAUUGAAAAUAUUUUAGAUAUUCCUCGAUAUCAAACUAGGCUUGGAGUUAUAGUUGAUUGGUCAUGUGAAGAAAGUAUUCACACUAGAUUUUUAGAUAGCGAUCUAUGGAAUUCUAGUUAUUUUUGGUUAAUGAUGGAUGCAAAGUUCGAUGUAAAAGAAAUGGAAUAUAUUUUGAACUUAAGAAAUAUAAAUUUAACUUUACAUAGUGAAAUUAUUUUAACAUACUUUAAUAUAAAUUAUAAAAAGUGGCAAAUGUAUGACAUUUAUCGCACUGCUUAUGCACCAAGAGGUCAAAUAAUUUAUAAAAAAAUUGACAGCCCUCGCUUUGGUGAAUGGGGCACACGAUUUUGGAAAUAUAAUCAAAGGUCAAAUUUGUAUAAUUUAACUUUAAAUGCUAUUAUUGUUGCUAACUCAUAUGGAUCCAAUGCAUACAAUACAAGCGAGGAUAGAUUACAAGGUAAAGAACUGAUUCAGUAUUUAAAGGAUUACCAAGUACAUAAUUAUGAUACCAUAAAUAGAUACAGCUAUGCAAUACUUUUACCACUAUCAGAUAUGUUAAACUUUUCGACAUUUAUUUUUAGAUUUACUUUAAAAUCAUCAAAUUCAUGGGGUGCGAUGAUAAAUGGUUCUUGGGAUGGGACAAUUGCAUCUUUGAUUAGUGGCAAAGCUGAUUUCACAGGAGUAGCAGCUUAUAAAAAUGAUAGACUUGAUGUGGUUGACUACACAGCUCUACCACUUUGGAGACACAGAUCAUGCUUUAUAUUUCGACAUCCUACUACAGCUGAAGGACAUCAUGCAUUAUUAAAAGCGUUUUCCAAAAAUGCAUGGCAAUGUUUAUCUGUAAUUUUUAUAUUGAAUGUAAUUGUAUUUUACAUUAUUUUUUACUUUGAGGGUCAUACAUCUCCAACAACACUUCAUUUAUGGCUCAAUGUUAUUCUUAUAAAUAUAAGCGCAUGUUGUCAGCAAAGUUACCAUGUAGAUCAAAAGAAACUAGCUAGUAGGAUGAUUUUUAUUUUAGUUUUUUUAUGUGGAAUGUUAUCAUAUCAAUUUUAUUCAUCAAGUAUUGUUGCUGGUUUGCUUAGUCCACCAGUCAAAUCAAUUGAUACCUUAGAAAAACUAGCCGAUAGUAAUUUUAAAAUAGGAAUUGAAGAUAGCUUUACCGAGCAUUUAUUAUUUAAUAAUAUGUUUUUGCAAAUUUCAUCAAUAAGGAAAAUGAUAGGUGUCGAUGAUUCCUCAUCGAUCCAUAGAGCCGAAUAUGUUAUGCACACAGAGGGUGCUGAAAAAAUUAGACAAGGUAAUUAUGCCUUUUAUACGGAUACUACUUCCAGCUAUUGGUUUUUAAGUAAAAUGUUCGUUGAAAAAGAAAAAUGUGACUUAAAAGAAAUAGAUGUUAUAAAACCAACAAUAUGUAGUGUGAUGUUGCAAAAAAAAUCACCUUAUACAGAAAUAUUUUCAUAUGGAUAUGUUAGACUAAUGGAAGUUGGAUUAAUUAAAAGAGAGCUGAAUAGAUGGAAUGGUACUAAACCAACUUGUAUCUAUAGCAAUAUACAAUCUGAAAAUGCUUUUGUUAGUAUAGCACUUGGUGAUAUACUUCCAGCCUUAUCAUUACUCUUCUUUGGUAUAUUAACAUCUAUAACAAUUUUAGUUAUAGAAAAUGUUACAAAUGUGUAUAAAAUAAAUUAAAUUUUAAAAUUCAUUGAUUUAAUUUUCAAAUAACACAUAAAUAAUAUUUUAAUUUCUGCAUUAAUCAUGCAGACCACAAAGUUCUGUUUCCUAUAUCACCUUUGAACUUUAAGAGACCUAGAGAUUUAAGACCAAUUUACUUUAAAAGAUUAAAUUUAUAUGGACUUCUUAAAUACAACCUCUACAGCUCUUAGAUCGAAUCAACCUCCAUGAUAAUUUAAACAACUAUGUAACUUUGACAUGAUCAAACACAAGAAAAUCAACAACUACAGCAAUAUAACUAACCUUUUUAAUUAAAUCGUCGAUUUUAGUUAUCCUGAACAUAAUUAUAUCUAUACGGAUGUUACUAAAUCAAAAAAACUGGGAGGUCUAGUAAUUAUUUAAGAUUAACACAUAUAAUAAUACAAACUCGCAAAUAAUUUUUGUAUAUUCUCAACAGAACUUAAAAUUCAUUAAAAUAUUGAUAAAUACAAUAGCAAACAACAUAUAAA
Daktulosphaira vitifoliae (grape phylloxera) is the source of this 4297-nucleotide messenger RNA. RefSeq lists its product as uncharacterized. Bases 66 to 3806 code for a protein of 1246 amino acids. Gene Ontology annotation, molecular function: ligand-gated monoatomic ion channel activity. Gene Ontology annotation, cellular component: membrane. The transcript has 18 exons. The record is from RefSeq and is a predicted model, not a curated record. NCBI's taxonomy places the organism in Eukaryota, Metazoa, Arthropoda, Insecta, Hemiptera, Phylloxeridae.